This is a messenger RNA of Vanrija pseudolonga, 566 nucleotides long. RefSeq names its product Transcription initiation factor IIA subunit 2 (gene TOA2). Lineage: Eukaryota; Fungi; Basidiomycota; Tremellomycetes; Trichosporonales; Trichosporonaceae. Gene Ontology annotation, cellular component: transcription factor TFIIA complex. Gene Ontology annotation, molecular function: TBP-class protein binding; RNA polymerase II general transcription initiation factor activity. Gene Ontology annotation, biological process: RNA polymerase II preinitiation complex assembly; transcription initiation at RNA polymerase II promoter. The transcript has 5 exons. The record is from RefSeq and is a predicted model, not a curated record. Bases 34 to 408 code for a protein of 124 amino acids.
CCCACCCACGGCACACACCACAAGCCACAAGUCAUGUCGGCACCAAGCGGACAGACCUACUACGAGUUCUAUCGCGGAUCGAGUAUCGGCACGGCGUUGACCGAUGCCCUCGACGAGCUCAUUACGUCGGGCGAUAUCCCGCCCCAGCUGGCCAUGCGCGUCCUGCAGCAGUUUGACAAGUCUCUGACAGAGUCCCUCCAGAAGGGUGUCAAGCAGAAGACGUCGGUCAAGGGCCACCUGUCCACCUACCGUCUCUGUGACGACGUGUGGACGUUUGUGGUCAAGGACCCCCAGUUCCGCAUGGAGGGCACCGGCUCGUCCUCAUCGGGCGAGCUCGUGACCGCGCCCAAGAUCAAGAUCGUGGCGUGCAAGUCGGGCGACGCGCCAGACGGCCGCCGUGGACACUAAGAUAUGGCACGCCGCAGAGGGCCGCACGCAGCCUGGCACCUUACACUGCUGGCCAGGUGCCGCCGAGCAUGAUUGUAGACAGAGAGAGACAGAGGGCAAGCAGACAGACAGACAGACAAGACAUCAGGCAUUUUUCCAUGUAACGUGUAGCAUCAUGA